Messenger RNA from Lagopus muta (rock ptarmigan), 5737 nucleotides. It is a transcript of the gene ZNRF3, whose product is annotated as zinc and ring finger 3. The transcript has 9 exons. Gene Ontology annotation, biological process: ubiquitin-dependent protein catabolic process; Wnt receptor catabolic process; negative regulation of canonical Wnt signaling pathway. The record is from RefSeq and is a predicted model, not a curated record. Lineage: Eukaryota; Metazoa; Chordata; Aves; Galliformes; Phasianidae. The coding region runs from base 356 to 2932 and encodes 858 amino acids. Gene Ontology annotation, molecular function: ubiquitin protein ligase activity; frizzled binding.
GGCUGUCUGCAGGGAUGGGGCCACCACCUCUCUUAGCACCCUGCGCAGUGCCUCACUACCCCCAUUGUAAACAACUUCUUCCUUACAUCCAAUCUCAGUCUCCCCUCUCUAAGUUUGAAACCAUUUCUACUUGGAGAUGCCCAAAGCCAGGCUGGAUGUGGCCCUAGGCAGCCUGAUCUGGGUUGCCAGUUGUAGGGAACUGUUAGGUCAGAGCUUGAAUUGGUGAUGGAGCACCUGAUGAAGGGGUGCAGCUGGCCCAGGGAGCACAGGCAUAUUAUUUGCACUUGUGUUCCACAAGUGACCAGAAGGAGUGGACCCAGAGUAGGGCCUCCCUGGGCUCAAGUGAGGGCCAGCCAUGUAUGGGAGAGUAUUGCUUGUACCUGGGCUGCUUCUGAAGAUGGAGUGCCAGAGGCCCCUUCAUCAGUUGAUGCAUCCACUCGGACUGUGUAAUAGCAAUGAUGAGGAAGACCUGUAUGAAUAUGGCUGGGUAGGAGUGGUGAAGCUGGAACAGCCUGAGCUGGAACCAAAGCCAUGCCUCACUGUUUUAGGAAAGGCAAAAAGAGCAGUGCAGCGAGGAGCCACAGCGGUCAUCUUUGAUGUUUCUGAAAACCCAGAUGCCAUUGAUCAGCUGAACCAGGGCUUAGAAGACCCUCUGAAGAGACCAGUGGUGUAUGUGAAGGGUGCGGAUGCUGUCAAGCUAAUGAACAUAGUUAACAAGCAGAAAGUGGCACGAGCAAGGAUUCAGCAUCGCCCCCCACGGCAACCUACUGAGUACUUUGAUAUGGGAAUUUUCCUGGCCUUCUUUGUGGUUGUGUCUCUUGUUUGCCUCAUUCUUCUUGUCAAGAUCAAACUGAAACAACGACGUAGUCAGAAUUCCAUGAACAGGCUUGCAGUGCAAGCACUGGAAAAAAUGGAGACCAGGAAGUUUAAGUCUAAAAGCAAGGGACACCGGGAAGGUAGCUGCGGUGCUCUGGAUACACUCAGUAGCAGCUCUACCUCUGACUGUGCCAUCUGCUUGGAGAAGUACAUUGAUGGGGAGGAGCUGCGUGUCAUUCCCUGCACUCACCGAUUUCACAAGAAAUGUGUGGAUCCUUGGUUACUGCAGCAUCACACCUGUCCUCACUGCCGCCAUAACAUCAUUGAACAGAAGAAGGGAAACACAGGCCCAGUCUGUCUGGAAUCCAUCAACUCAGCACGCAGCCGGCAGCAGAGGGUGAUUCUGCCUGUCCAUUACCCAGGCCGAGUGCACAGAGCGAACCAGAUAACAGCGUAUCCUACACGGACAAGCAUGGACCCUCAUGGAAAUCCCAUCACAGUACUUACAGUUGAGCGACACGGUGAACAGAGCCUCUACCAAGCCCAAUCUGCAGCCUAUAUCCGAAGCUAUCAGCCUAUUCAUUUGGACCAUGCUUUAAACACACACCACUGCAGCCUGGAACAUAGGGCUUAUUCUCCAGCUCACAACUUCCGACGACCCAAGUUUGGAGGACGAAACUUUUCUAAAGCAGCGUGCUUUUCCCAGUACGAGACCAUGUAUCAGCACUACUACUUCCAAGGCCUUAGUUACCCUGAGCAAGAUGGACAGCCUUCAACUGGCAUUUCCUCAAAGGGUCCUUCCCGUGCCUUUCAGCCUGGUAGCAGUGUGCUUUUCCCUCCUGUGGUACACGUAGUGCCCUCAUCUCGCUUGGAGAGUGGCAGUACCUCCAGCUUUAGCUGCUAUCACGGUCAUCGUUCAGUGUGCAGUGGAUAUUUAGCUGACUGCCCUGGAAGUGACAGCAGCAGCAGCAGUUCUGGUCAGUGUCACUGCUCCUCCAGCGAUUCCAUGGUUGACUGCACCGAGGUCAGCAACCAAGGUGUUUAUGGGAGUUGCUCCACCUUCCGCAGCUCUUUGAGCAGUGACUAUGACCCAUACAUCUACCGCAGUAAAAGCCCUUGCCGAGUGGGUGAGGCUGGUGGUACAAACAAGGGUGCAAUUGUUCUCUUGGAGGACCCCCAUCAGGAUGAGCUUCCAGCUCACAGUCACAGUCUGGUGAGUGCUGACUGCCGGCCUGUGCCAGCUUCUUCCUCAGGGGACCAACUGUCUAAUUGCAGCAUGGAUAUGAACUAUAGCAGUAAUUCCUCACUAGAGCACAGGGAUCCAAAUGGCACUACCUCAGAGGGAGGACCUGAGGCCACUCCUGGUGCUGCCUUGGAUGUUAAAAUGAACUGGAAGAAUCCAGAGAUAACAGGGCCGCUUAUGGAGCAAGCAUGCGCGUGCUGCUUUGAACUCCAGCACUCUGCCCUGGAGCCUAGAAAUGGGACAGCUGACUGUAGUGCACUCUUCCUCAGUUCUCCGCUGUGGGGGGCAUGUGGCCCAGGGUUAGAACCACAGUCAGGGAGCACCCAGGGCUUGUACAGUAUUAAAUCAGACCACUUGCAUAGGACAGAUAGGGUAAAAUACGAAGGGUUGCCAUGCUGCUUCUAUGAAGAGAAGCAGGUAGCCUGUAGUAGCAACAGUGGCAGUGGAGGCGGUGGCUGCUAUACAGAAGACUAUGCAGUGAAUGUGCAGUACACGCUUCCUGAUGACACCUUGCCAAGCUGUUAUAAGGGUGUACAUGAUCUGGGUCAACGCAUUCCCAUCAUUCCUGAAGACAGAGACUGUGAGCUAAUUCUACCUACAGAGUGCCAAGGGACCCACACAGGUGGCUGUAGUUCCUGGGAUGGAACAUCUGAGCUAGAUGCUUACCUGCACUGCCAAGGUAUAGGAGAGGUACAGGAUGAGAGGGAGGUGUGCUAUGAGGCAACAUCUUUCCUACGUCAAAACUGCUCUCAGGAAGAGGAAACCAGAAUGCUCUUUCCUAGUUCCACUCCGCACUCCCAGAAGUUGACAGCGACCACGCAAGUCACAGGUGCUGGAUCUCAUCCCUUGGAGAGAAGCCAGACUGGUGACUAGACUUGUCCAGAUGACACCAGGUGGAGAAGUGGAGCUUAUCACAGACUCCAAAUUCACACGGACUUCAAUUUGUUAAGCUUUGACAAACACACAAAAGUGGUAAUGUGGAGAAGUCCCUCCCCCACUUCCUCUAUGUCCACAUCAGCUUGAUUAUCCUCUUUCUCCCUUUUGCCUGAAGCCUUCAGGCCUCCAUUGGUGUGCAAAGCCCAUGUGGGACAUGGUGUGGAGCAUUCUGAGCUCUAAUGCUGUUUCUAUAUUAAUGACAAAAUGUUAUUUAUAUUUUUCUUUUUAGAAGUGACCGUGUCAGCUCUUGCUGAGAGGUAACACGGUGUGUUAAAUAAGCCAGGCUAUGUGUAGACGCUGUUACCUCCUACUUGAAGGAGUCCAGCCUUUGAUAAGCUCAGGGCUACACCUGCCUUAGAAACCAGAUAGCACCUUGAAAUAAAGUAGUCCAGAGGGAUACAGCUGCUGAAUGGAUGUUCAGAUAUCAAUUAAUCCUAGUAGCAAAUCCUAGUAGCCAGCAACUUAUAUGCAUGAUUUUGAGAGAGGUGAAGGAUUAGACUGUCUCCUUCUUCCUCUCCCCUCCCCACCUUUUAUGCUGCUCCAAUGAUUUGGCUGGGGAGAGUCUCCAGCCAUCAUGAUUAGUUUUAACAGACUGGGGGUAGGGAUACUGUUAGCUCGGGUUGUUCAUAUUCCCAUUUCCUGCUAAAACAUGGACCUCAUUGUAUCUUCUGACUGGUGAAGAAUGUUGGGGGGGGGGGGGGGGAGGGACACCCUUCCCUCAAACAGGUGGUAGAAGAAAGUGUUUAGAAAGGGUGAAACCUUUGUAGAUAGUCAAUCUUGGCUUCCAUAGGAAGUUUUACAGGCACUUGUAGCCCCCCUCGUGGCUGUGGGAAAUGCUGGCAUAUGCAGGACAAUAGGGUUUGCAGGGGGCUUGCGCUUGCCUGGCUCACGUUGGAAAUAGGUCAGAAUCUGUCUUGUUCCCUUAUAGCCUGCAAGCAUGCCUAAGGGGAAGCAGUGCUUGUCACCCAUUGCACACGCAGGGAAAUGAGGACUUGGUUUUAGUCAUGGUUUCCUUGGUUGCUGUGGAUGAUGUAAGCUUCCAUAGAUCGAUCUGUUUUAAAGGUUUCUUGGGCCCAGCCAGUUGUGCUUCAUUUUCGUCUCGUGUACAGAGCGUUCUCUGUACUCCAUUAGCCUGGGCACAUACUUUUGUUCUUGUUCUUGUACUAGUGGGGACAUUGGUUAUCAUGGGAUAACGUCUGUCGUCACUUCUGAUAGCAAUUGUUUCCUGUGGAAACAGCGGCUUCUGAGUAAGAGGCUACCAUAGCAUGGUUUAAUUGCCUGUCAUGCUGCAUGUGCCUGAGGACACAGUGUCAUCCUGUCUGCUAUAUUCACAGCAGGAAUUCUCCUAAAGGGAAACUACUUUGUUAAUGCCCACACUGCCAGCCUGCUGCAAAGAUUGGUCUGAAGUUCAGUAGGCUUCGAAGGUAUUUAAAAGUCGUGAAAAGGAGUUGCAUGCUUCACCUUAUGUUUGCAACCAUGAUGUCCUUGACAGCACUGGGCUGAUUGUGAGUACCAGAAAAGGUAACUUCUUUUCUGUAUAGUCCCGAAGGAAAUACUUUAUAAAAUGCAAACAACCAAGAAAGAAACAAAUUAGGUUGGUUCAUUUACUUUUCCUUUCUGUACUCGAUAAAUUAGGAAAAAACAAUUCUGUUGGAAGCAGUUCCCAUUAGAUCUCUCUAAGUGAACAAACGCCCCGAUCCAGCUGUUCAGAGAAUUGACACAAGCCAAUACUUGGGUAGAAAACUGAAACAAAAAAGUAAACAUAUUUCCUGUGUAUAAAGUUUAUUGAAAACGUAUUCAUUCUCUGAAUGACUGCAGUAAGUGGCAUGUGUUAGGAGAAGCAACUUUACGAGGCUUUUUUUUAAAAGUCUUCCCUUUCUCCUUCCUCCACUCAAACGAAAAGCAUUGCACACAUCAUGGGAUGCCACCUGGAUUACCUUGCUUGGUGUUUCACCAGGCACUGUGAGGCCACUGAGGUGCACUGUGCUCCAUAGCUGCACGGCGCCGGGUGGCAAAGCACGGUUCUGCAACAGGUAUUUGAAUGUUGUGGCUCAUGGUGUUCCUGUACCAGCCUCCUUCACGUGUUGUGGGGAUCUCUGCCAGUCCCACAGUUCUGCAGGCCUUACAGAGAUGCCCUGUGCUUGGUUUCUGUGUUUGGCUUUAUGGUCAACGUGUCGUUCAUCCUCAGUAUGUCUGUCCAGUUGUCCAGCUGCCAUGAUAGGUGGUUUUAUAACAAAAUACCUUUCUACUGCUUCCAUGAACAGUUGUCAUUGUGUUUGGCUCAUGAGGCACUAUUUAAAAUGUUUGUUGUUGUUUUUUUUUUUAAUGAUCUUAUAGCACUUAAAAUUGUUUUGUAUAAAAUUUGCUGUAAAGAUUUGUAAUAUGGUCAAAGGGCUCUUUCUCCUUCAUUACCAUUUUUUUAAAUGUUUUAAAAGCUAGAAAGCAUCCUGUAUAUAUUCUGUAUAUGUAUAGCAGCACAUUUCAUUUAUGGAAAUAUGUUCUCAGAAUAUUUAUUUACUAAUAUAUUUAUCUUAAGCCAUGUUUUAUGUUGAGAGUGUGUGACAUUAUUGUAAUAAUCAUUGAAAAUCACUAACACGAGGCCCUGUAAAUACAUGAUAAUUGCACACAAAGAUUUUACAGUACUUGCCGACCAAAAAUGAUUUAAGAAAAGUUGUAGUUACCUGCAGUUUUGUAAGAAAGUGUACAAAUGUCUGUAUUAAAAAAAAAAAAAGGCAAAACCAC